AAAUUUAUCUCAAUUCGCGUAGACCGUCGUGCAGCCAAGAAGCCGCGGUUGUUAUAGAGUUGGAAAGCUUUAGCUACGUACUAUUUCGAGCAUGCCUGCAAAGACUUUAUACAGUGUGGAAGUUGGGAAGGACGCAGAUGGUGCGCCAAUUAGGCGUCGUAGCGGGUUCGAAAAUGAGCUGGUUAGUUCGACGAAAACAGGAGCCACGACUCUGUAUAAAGUAUUCGAGGACUCGGCCGAGAGGUACGCCGAUAAGAAGUGCUACGGGACGAGGAGGCUGACGGAGAUGUUCGAAGAGGUGAAGCGUGUGGACAACAAGGACCAAGUGUUCACCUACCCAUGCCUGAGUCCGUACGCGUGGUUGACCUACAGCCAGGUGCGCGAAAGAGUCAUAAAUUUGGGGGCCGGUCUGAGGGCUUGGGGGAUGGAGCCGCGCGACGUGUUGGUGAUGUUUGAGAACACGUCGAUCGAGUGGAGUUUGAUGGCGCGGUCUUGCUACACACAGAGCAUUAGUAUAUUGACCGUGUAUGCGAAUUUGGGGGAAAACGCGUUGAUAGAGGCGCUGGUCGAAAGUGAGUGCACGUAUAUGUUGACCAACGCGACGUUGCUGCCGAUGAUGUGCGAAGCGAGGUCCAGCGUGCCCAUUAGGAAGAUAGUGUAUUCGGGCGAGCUGAACGAGAAGCAGAGAAUCGCUUGCGAAGAUGCGGAGAUUUCCGUCAUUUCUUUCGCGGAGUUGGAAGAAUUGGGGAAAAGCAAGCCGGUCCCCGUCGUGCCUCCAGCCCCGGAAGACACAGCGUGCAUUAUGUAUACGAGCGGAACGAGCGGUCGUCCUAAAGGGGUCGUCAUGACGCACCAGAACCUGGUUUCGGCGCUGGCUGGAAUGAGUUAUUGCGUGGAUCUGUCUUCGGAGGACGUUUAUUUGAACUACCUCCCUUUGGCCCACGUGUUGUCCUUCGUCCUUGAAAACCUGAUAAUUUAUUGCGGUGGUGGCAUAGGCUACGGGUCGUUUAGAACGGUCGUGUCCAGCGGCGUAAGAAAGUGCAAAGGAGACCUCGAAGAACUCAGUCCGACGGUGUUCGCGGGUAUUCCGACUAUUUACGAACGCAUCAAAAACAGCAUCAUGAACGUAGUUCAAUCCAGUAAUUGGGUCAAACGGUCCAUCUUUCACCUGGGAUUUCGCGCCAAACAAAAUGCCAUCGAAAAAGGACUCGAAACACCUAUGUGGGAUUGGAUCCUGUUCAACCGGUUCAAGCAGUCCUUAGGCGGACACAUACGCUUCCUUGUUUCCGGGUCAGCGCCGCUGUCCGCCGAGACGCAAAACUUCAUAAGAGUGUGCUUCGGGGUCCCGCUAAUUCAAGGAUACGGACUCACAGAAUCCUGUAGCUCCGGGAUGGUCCAAACGCUCGAAGACAUGUCCACCAAAUCCGUAGGGCCGCCGUUUCCCUCCCUAGAAACCAAACUCGUCAGCGUCCCCGAAAUGGGAUACUUCUCUGACUCGGAGACGCCGAGAGGCGAACUCUACCUCCGAGGCACUCCCGUCGCCAAAGGAUACUACAAAAACUCAGAACAAACCGAAAAAACCUUCGACAAACACGGGUGGCUCUCCACCGGAGACAUCGCCGAACUCCGUCCAGACGGCUCCUACUUCAUCAUAGACCGCCUGAAGCAACUGAUAAAACCUCUGCACGGCGAGUACAUAUCCCUCGACAAACUCGAGUCCGUCUACAAAUACGACCCCCUUGUCGACCACCUCAUGGUCUACGUAGACUCGUCCAAGUACUACUGCAUCGCCAUCGUCGUUCCAAACAAGGACAAACUGCUGCAAUGGGCCAAGCGAUCCGGCCCCAAGAAGACCCGCUCGGACGACUACGAGGCGCUCUGUCAGUCUCCAGACGCCGAAAACUACGUUCUUGAACAGCUCCAAAACACCGGUAAAAAACACAAAUUGCGAAACAUCGAAAUUGUACGCAAAGUCAAACUUCUCUCUGAACCCUGGACCCCGAGCAACAACUACCUGACAGCCGCCAUGAAGCUCAACAGAACCUACAUCGUCAGCACCUUGCACGAGGACAUAGAGAACAUGUAUCAACAACUCAAAGAACACCAUUACGAUGCACACCACUAAUUGUACAACUCGAAAAUAAAUGGUCCCACUCAUUUUUCGUCUAA
This is a messenger RNA of Schistocerca gregaria, 2169 nucleotides long. RefSeq lists its product as uncharacterized. Gene Ontology annotation, molecular function: long-chain fatty acid-CoA ligase activity. Gene Ontology annotation, cellular component: endoplasmic reticulum; membrane. The transcript is spliced from 5 exons. NCBI's taxonomy places the organism in Eukaryota, Metazoa, Arthropoda, Insecta, Orthoptera, Acrididae. Bases 92 to 2125 code for a protein of 677 amino acids. The record is from RefSeq and is a predicted model, not a curated record.